AUGGGAAUGUUGUGGCUCUGGGUGUGGAAGGAUGGAGCAUCAUCCCAAGGGAAGGUUGGGAAUGUCCUGGAUCCAGGUCUGGUAAGUUGGAACAUCAUCCCAAGGAAGUCCAGGGACAUCGUGGCUCCAGGUCAGAGACAAUGGAACAUCAUCCUGAAGAAGGAUGGAGUUGUCCUGGAUCCGGGGACGUCCCUGAGAGCGAGGACAGGCAGCGUCCCCGUGCCACCGCUCCGGAGGUGGCACUGCCAGGGCCACCACCGGCACCAGGGUCACCUGUGCCAGCGUGUCCCCAUGUCCCCCAUUUCCCCCAGAGGUGCCACCAUGUGCCUGCCCCGCUGCCUCGUGUUCCUGGCCAGCCUCAUCCCACCAGCCCUCGGCUCCUGGGGGGUCUCCUACCCUGAGUCCCUGCAGGCCAGCGGGGGGUCCUGCCUGGUUGUCCCCUGCACCUUCAGCUACCCCGCGGAUGUGACCACUGCCGACGGCAUCGUGGCCAUCUGGUACAAGGACUACGAUGGCCAGCGGACGCUGGUGUUCCACUCCGCCACCCCCCAGGAUGUGGAUCCCAAUUUUGGGGGUCGUGCCCAGCUCCUGGGGGACCCCAUGGCCCAGAACUGCACCCUGCUGCUGAGGGGGGUGACACCAGGGGACAGCGGCCCCUACAGGUUCCGCUUCGAGAUCGUCAACGGCGACCGCUGGUCGGCAUCGCGGGAUGUGACGCUGAGAGUUUCGGAGGAUCUGGAGCGCCCCAGUGUCACCAGCAGUGAGGAGCAGACCGAAGGACAAAGGUCCACCUUGGGGUGCUCCACGCCCUACGUUUGUCCCGGGGGUGACAUCGUCCUGCACUGGGAGGGCUACGACCCCCGGGUGUCCGAAGUGUCCGGUCGUGUCCAGCUGGACACCAGCGGGGUCAUCCACCAGCUGAACCUGACCAGCUCCUUCUCCUGGAAGGACCAUUCCAAGAAGCUGCUCUGUGAGGUUUCUGACGGAUCCAAGAAGGCGAGCACGGAGGUGGUGCUGCGGGUCAGGCACACCCCCAAGGACACCCAGGUGUCGCUGAGCCCUUCCUCGGGGAACAUCGGCGUGGGUGACACGGUGACCCUGAGCUGCCAGGUUGGCAGCAGCCACCCCCCGGUCACGGGGUACCAGUGGUACAAGGACGGGGUGGCCGUGGGCACCGAGCGGGUGCUGGCCCUGCAGGGGGUGCGCCGUGAGGACCACGGGCGGUAUCACUGCGAGGCUCGCAACGCCCUCGGCAAGGGGGUGUCACCUCCUGUCACCCUCCACGUGUUCUCCACAGAGAUCUCGGCCAGCCCCGCGGCCGAGGUGCGCGAGGGGACGGCCACCACCUUGUCCUGCGAUGUGCCCGGGCGGGAGGGACAUCCUGAGGAGCUGACCUACACCUGGUACAAGAACAGCGCGUGGCUCAAGGAGGGUCCGGCCCACGCCCUCCUCUUCCCUGCGGUGACCGCCGCUGACGCCGGUUACUACUCGUGCCAAGUGACCAACAGCCAGGGCAGUGACACGUCCCAGGCCAUCAGCCUCAGCGUGACAUAUCCGCCCCGAAUUCCCACCCUCACGCUCUUCCAGGAGACGCAGGGUGGCCGGCUCAUCAUUGUCCUCUGUGCUGUGGACAGCCACCCUCCAGCCACCCUGGCCAUCGACCACGACGGCACCGUGGUGGCCACCAGCGGGGCACAGGUGGCCCUGGGCCAGCGGUUCGGUGUCACCACCUCCCGCAAUUCCCUGCGGCUGGAAAUGCGGGAUGCAGGACCCCGGGAUAGCGGGAAGUACGGCUGCACUGCCACCAAUGUCCACGGCAACGCCAGCGUCACCAAGGUCCUUGAGGUCCACGCUGCGGGACUCCUGAUCCAGCCCUCGGCCGAGGUGACAGAGGGGACCGCGGUCACCCUGACCUGCAUGGGGACAGGGGACAUGGAGGAGGAGCCGCUCUACACCUGGUACAGGAACGGCCGGAGGUUCCAGGAGAGCUCAUUCCCCACCCUGGAAUUCCCGUCCGUCCGCGGCGACGACGCCGGAACCUUCCAGUGCCAGGUCCGGAGCAGGAACGGCAGUGACACGUCGGAUGCUGUCCCGCUCCGAGUGUUCUACCCCCCGAGGCAGCCAGUGCUGAGCUUGUUCCUGCAGAUCCAGGGCGGGCGCUUGGGCAUCAUCCAGUGCUCCGUAGAGAGCGAUCCCGAAUCCAUCCUCACCCUCCGGAGAGGGGAUGAUGUCAUCGCCUGCACCCGGGGCUGUCCCCAAGCCACCACCAGCCCCAGGGUCCAGGUCACCAGAUCCUACAACAGCCUGAAGGUGGAAAUCCGGGAUGUGGUGGUGGAGGAUGAGGGGAUUUAUGAGUGCCAGGCUGGGAAUUCCCAAGGAAGCGCCAGCGCCACGGUGGAUUUCAAGGCUGACACUGCCAAUGUCACCAUGUCCCCAUCCCCCCACGUGCUGGAAGGUGACAAUGCCACCCUCACCUGUCACCUGAGCAGCGGCUCCACAGCUGUCCCCAAUGUCACCUGGUACCACAACGGGCAGCAGAUCACCACGGGCUCGGCCACCUCGCUGAUGCUGUGGCCGGUGGCCAGCAGGGACGCGGGGCUCUACCGGUGCCGGGCCAGCACCGCAGGCGGCAGCCGGAGCUCUCCUGAUGUCCUCCUGGAUGUGCUGUAUCCCCCUCGGGAUCCUUUCCUGACGGCUUUCCUGGAGGCCGAGCGGGGUUCCCUGGCCAUCUUCCAGUGCUCCGUGGCCAGCAAUCCCCCAGCCCAGCUGGUCCUGCUCCGGGACCAGGAGCUGGUGGCCACCAGCAUGGGGGGGAGCAGCCCACGGGUCACUGUCUCUGCUGUCCCCAACUCGCUGAGGGUGGAGAUCCAGGAGGUGACACCAGCAGACGAUGGCAGCUACCGGUGCACGGCCACCAACGUGCACGGCUCCGUGGAGCGACGGGUGUACCUGCGUGUGCAAGCCACCCGAGUCCUGAUCUCACCGUCCUCGGAGGUGCUGGAAGGUGACAACGUGUCCCUGAGGUGCCAGGUGGCCGGAGAGCCACUGGGUGACACCGUCUACUCCUGGUACAAGGACAGCAAGUGGCUCCAGGAGGGUCCUGAUAGUGUCCUCGUGCUGUCCCGUGUCACCAGCGCUGCCACGGGGCUCUACCACUGCCGGGCCCGGGGCUCCAUGGGGACCAGCGCAUCCCCCGCUGUCACCCUGAGCGUCUGCUAUCCCCCACGGGCCCCUGUGCUCAGCACCUUCCUGGAGCCUCCGUCGGGACAGCGCGGGAUCCUGGAGUGCUCCGUGGACAGCUCCCCGCCGGCACAGCUGGCCCUCUUCAAGGACGGGGCCCUGGUGGCCUCCACGGUGCUGUCACCGCCUGUCCCCCGCUCACGGCUCAGCGUCACCUCGGCCACCAAUGCGCUGCGUGUCCGUGUCCACCCCGUGCUGCUGCAGGAUGAGGGCGAGUACUGGUGUGUGGCCACCAACGCCCACGGCAACGCCAGCGCCACCGGGAACUUCUCCGGAGGUGCUGCCCGUGUCUGGAUCUGGCCAUCCCCAGACGUGCGGGAAGGGGACACUGCCACCCUCACCUGUGCGGUGGCAGGAGGGGACCAGGACGUGCUGAGCUACACCUGGUACAGGAACCAGGUGUGGCUGGGCACCGGCUCUUCCCAAAAUCUCACCUUCCCUGCGGUCACCGCCUCCAACGCCGGCUCCUACAGGUGCUCCAUCCGGACCCCAGCCCGGAACCACAGUGCCACCCCUGCCACCCUCAGCGUCCUCUACCCCCCCAGGAACCUGCGGCUGCAAUCCUUCGUGGAGAGCAGCCAGGGGACGGCCACCAUCCUGCUCUGCGCCGUGGACAGCCACCCCCCGGCCCAGCUCACCCUGCUCCGGGGGGGACACCCGGUGGCCUCCAGCCCUCCCGGAGGAGGUGACAGCCCCCGACAGAACAUCCGCGUGUCCCCCUCUCCCAACUCGCUGCGCUUGGAAUUCCGGGAAGCCUCCGAGGAGGAUGAGGGUGAAUACGAGUGCCAGGCACGGAGCGCCCUCGGUGUCACCCACGCGUCCCUCACGCUCCGGGUGCAAGCCACCAGGGUGUUGGUGCGACCCUCGGCCGAGGUGCCGGAGGGGACAGAGGUGACCCUGACGUGCCAGGCCCCCCACGCGCAGCCGGGGACCCUCUACACGUGGUUCAAGAACGGGCGGUGGGUGACAGAGGGACCCGAGCCCUCGCUGGGACUCCGCGGCCACCGCUCGGACGCGGGGCUCUACGGCUGCCAGGCGGGCCGGGGUCCCCGUGCCCCCCCCGCCACCCUCACCGUGCUCUAUGCCCCGCAGGUGCCCAGAUUUGUGUCGCUGGUGGAGCCCCGCGGGUGGCGACAGGCGGUGCUGCUCUGCUCGGCCGACGGUGUCCCCACGCCGGACAUGGCCGUGAGCAGGGGACAGGGCCACCCACCCCUGGCCACCAACCGUGGCACCUCUGACCCUCGCUUCGAAGUCCGGGCCACCCCCACAUCGCUGCGGGUGGAGAUGGCGGGGCUGGAGCCGGGGGACGCCGGGCUCUACCUGUGCUCGGCCACCAACAGCCGCGGUUCGGCCACCACGUCCCUGCAGCUGGAAGUGCCAGGGGUCACGCUGACGGUGGAGCCCUCGCUGGAAGUCCCCGAGGGCACCAAGGCCACCAUGAGCUGCUCGGCCACCGCGUGGGGGGACAAAGGUGACAAUUACACGUGGUACCGCGACGGGCGGUGGCUUUGGGAGGGACCGUCCGGUUCCUUCGUCCUCAGCCCUGUGUCCAGCUCCGAUGCCGGCUCCUACCAGUGCCAGGCCAGCGGGACAUGGGGCACGGCCACCUCUGUCCCCGUCAGCUUCAGCGUCCUCUACCCUCCUCGGGCCGUCUCGGUGAGCACCUUCCUGGAGAACCGCAACGGGCGCGGGGCCAUCGUGCUGUGCACGGCCGAGAGCCACCCGCCCUCCUGGCUAGCCCUGCACCACCACGGCCACCUCCUGGCCACCAGCCUGUCCCCCGCUGUCACCCCAGGGGUGAGGGCCAUCCCCACGCACAACGCCCUGCGCGUGGAGCUGGCGGCCACGGGGACAGGGGCCGGGGGACGCUACGUCUGCGUGGCCACCAACGCCCUGGGCAACGCCACGGCCAGCGCUGACUUCGAUGUGCACACUCUGAGCCACCUGAGGACCUUCCGGGUCCUGUCCGGGCUGCUCGUGGCCAUCGUGGCCGUGGCCGCCAUGGCCCUGCUGGCUGUGAAGGUGUGGCCCAGGAUCAGGAAAUUCCGGAGCUGGUCCCGUGCCGAGGACACCCUGGAGCUGAGGAGCAAACAGGACCCAUCACAGCACCGAGGGGCAGCGGGGUCAAAAUUUGUCACCUGCGUCCGGCUGGUGACAAAGGUGACCCGGCCGUUCCCUCCCUCGGGCUGGCUGUCACCUUUGCAAGGACCCCCCGCUCCAGAGCCACCGCCCCCAGCGCCACCACCCCGCGUCCUCCUCGGCCACCUGCGCCCGCCCAGCCCCGGCGCGACCCCUCCCCUCCUCCUGCCGCUCUCCCGGCCUGGAGCUCAGGAAUUCCAGGCUGGAAUUCCCGGGGAAUAG
Cinclus cinclus is the source of this 5601-nucleotide messenger RNA. RefSeq names its product sialic acid binding Ig like lectin 1 (gene SIGLEC1). The coding region runs from base 1 to 5601 and encodes 1866 amino acids. The record is from RefSeq and is a predicted model, not a curated record. NCBI's taxonomy places the organism in Eukaryota, Metazoa, Chordata, Aves, Passeriformes, Cinclidae. The transcript is spliced from 24 exons.